This is a messenger RNA of Physella acuta, 546 nucleotides long. RefSeq lists its product as uncharacterized. Gene Ontology annotation, molecular function: G protein-coupled receptor activity. Gene Ontology annotation, cellular component: membrane. Lineage: Eukaryota; Metazoa; Mollusca; Gastropoda; Physidae. The record is from RefSeq and is a predicted model, not a curated record. Gene Ontology annotation, biological process: G protein-coupled receptor signaling pathway.
AUGGUCCUGGUGCCUCUGCUCGCCACCACCCCGGCGUUCGUCGGGUUCAGGAUCGGGUUGACCUUUGACCCCAGCAGCAACUCGAGCAUGCUGGGACUGGUGGCGGAGACGUCCAGCGGUCUCCUGGAGACAAUCUCCCUGCUGACCAACGUCUUCAUACAGUUCCUGACCUACUUCCUCGUCAUGGGCUUCGCUUCCGGUUUGAUCAAAGUCUUUUUGAAAAACUCAGAGUGGAGAAAAUCAACGUCAACGGCUUCCCAAAAUUCGUCCUUGACCUCUAGAGACACGAGGCUGGUCAAGGUCAUAGCCCUGAUCUCCGCGGUGUUUGUCGUCUGCUCCACGCCUGCUGUUCUGGGGUCGGUGGCCAUGAUGUUGGUCCGUGAGUUCAGCGUCACGGGGCGCUACAAGAAUCUCUUCGUGGCCUCGUUUUCAACUUUCUUCUUGCUGGAGUCCGUCAACGCCACGGUCAACUUUUUUAUCUACCUCAACACAAGUUCAAAGUUCAAGGUCGAGCUGGGCUCAAUGAUCGGCCUCAAGUUGAAAUAG